GCUCCCGCCGCCCGCGCGGGGCCACGCGGGGCUCGGGGCCGGACGGGCCGGACGGGGCCGCGCCCCGAGCCGCGGCCGUUGGGACCCGCGGGCACCGGCGCGUCCCGGCGGAUGGACGGUGACCCCAGGGCCCCGCCGGGCCCCGCAGCGCGGGCAGCGGAGCCGGGGGAUGGCGGCGGCGCGGCCGGGGCGCUGCCCACCCCCGGCGAGCCCCCCCAGGGCCGCGGGGACAGGCCCGUGGCCGUGUCGGUGGUCACCAACUCGGCCUUCGAGGGUGCCCCUCCACCCUACUCGCCCCCGGACCCCAAGAGCUUUCACCUCCUCUACCCGCCGUUCCCAGCCGCCUUCCCGCAGCAAGGACCCAACAUCUACCAGGCGGGACCGGUGCCGCGACCGGGGCCAGCCUCGGGCUUCCCACCCGGGCCCCUGCCCUACCCCUCGUACCACCCGCAGCCGGGCCCGGGGCCGUUGCCCGCCGGCAGCGGGCGGCAGCUGCCCAAGGACUACAUGGUGGAGUCAUUGCUGGUGACCGUCUUCUGCUGCCUGCUGACCGGGGUCAUAGCCCUCAUCUACUCGUAUGAGACCCGGGCCGCGCUCGCCCGGGGGGACGUGGCCCAGGCGUACGUGGCAUCCAGAAAGGCGCAGUUACUGAUCCUCCUCAGCCUCCUCUUCGGGCUCUUCGCCUCCAUCAGCUGGAUCGUCUACGUCCUGGUGUCCCUAUACAUGUGACAAGGACCUGAGCCCCAGGGACUGCGGCUCGCCUCCUGGGGGGGACACGGGCAGGUGAAGCUGCCACAGCCUUGGUGGAACAGGUGACAAGGAAGAGUCACUGGGGCUGCGGGGCAGCGUCCGUCCCUCCUGGCCAGGAGCUGCCCCGGAGCCUCCAGCCCUGCGAGCCCCGGGCCGGGCAGGAGAGCCCGGGGCUGGAUCCAGCUCCGGGCAGGGAGCUGCGGGGGAUCCCUGGGCGGGAUCGGGCUCUGCUCAGGAUGCUGCAUCCCAUUGCUGUAGGCUCUCACCUGGAGCUGCCAGUGGGACUCUGGUGCAGAGGGAGCACCUUGUGGGACUGGGGGUGGAGAUGGAGCAGAAGGAACAGGUGUGUGGGAAGCCCUCAGUGGUCAUUAAUGAGAAGAUACAAACCCAUGUGUGCAGUUCUACAGUAAUUCUGCACACACACACACACUGUAUUGCCACCUUCUUGCUGCUUCCAGAUUGAAAUAAAACACAGCUGUAGCAAAAGCUUCUGUUUUCUCUGCACAC
This is a messenger RNA of Oenanthe melanoleuca, 1257 nucleotides long. RefSeq names its product proline rich transmembrane protein 1B (gene PRRT1B). The coding region runs from base 112 to 729 and encodes 205 amino acids. The transcript is spliced from 4 exons. The record is from RefSeq and is a predicted model, not a curated record. Lineage: Eukaryota; Metazoa; Chordata; Aves; Passeriformes; Muscicapidae. Gene Ontology annotation, cellular component: membrane.